Molecule: messenger RNA, 366 nt
Organism: Diversispora eburnea
Lineage: Eukaryota; Fungi; Glomeromycota; Glomeromycetes; Diversisporales; Diversisporaceae
Source: the annotation of a GenBank genome assembly
AUGCUUGGUCCGAUCCAAGAUUUUAGAAUGUCACUAAUACGUAUUCGUAGAUUAAUAUUUCCACAAUUUAGUCAGUCUCGCUUAUAUUCAAACUCCCCCGACCUUUUCAGAAGACCAAGUCCAGUACCUUUAGGUAAUCCCGAAGAACAAAAAGAAUUUGAGGAGCUUGUGCGCAAAAAUCAAGGUUCUUUUAAUACUGAAACUGAAGAAACUGACGAGAAAGAAUUACAUCCUGAUUUAAGGGAAAAACCUUCACUUAAAUUUGAGGGAGAUAAAAAUCCUUUAACAGGCGAGAUUGGGGGGCCAAGACAAGAUCCAUUGAUGCACGGAGAUUGGAGUUAUGGUUCUAGAGUAACUGAUUUUUAA